Oreochromis niloticus (Nile tilapia) is the source of this 3273-nucleotide messenger RNA. It is a transcript of the gene p2ry1, whose product is annotated as purinergic receptor P2Y1. Gene Ontology annotation, biological process: phospholipase C-activating G protein-coupled receptor signaling pathway; relaxation of muscle; platelet activation. Gene Ontology annotation, cellular component: plasma membrane. The transcript is spliced from 2 exons. NCBI's taxonomy places the organism in Eukaryota, Metazoa, Chordata, Actinopteri, Cichliformes, Cichlidae. Bases 391 to 1452 code for a protein of 353 amino acids. The record is from RefSeq and is a predicted model, not a curated record. Gene Ontology annotation, molecular function: G protein-coupled ADP receptor activity; ATP binding; A1 adenosine receptor binding.
GGGAACCGUGCGGUGGUUUUGUGUGUGCGCACCUCCCCUCCUCUCGCGCGUAAAGAGCCUCCUUUCUCUUUACGGAUCCUGUUUGCUGCUCUUCAUGCCAGAGCCUGCAGCUGUCUCACUUGCGUCCCACCGCCGCUGUUGAGGGAAAUCGUCGUCCCGCGUGACGAACAGACAGCAGAUUUUACACUCCCUUAAAGUGUAUCAGCGCCAACCCGAAGGAAAUCGCAACUUUUAAUCAAUUUUCAUUACUGCAAGGAGACGGAAGGAAUACCUGACAGCUCGUGACGCCCGUCAGCGUGUUGACUGAAAUCUUUCCAACUGUGAAGGCUUCAGGAAUGUGGAAUACAACUCUGCCUCAACGUGAAAGGACGUUCCUCUGCCCCUGACACCAUGACCACAGACUUGAACUUGACCUCUCUAAUGAAUGUGACAGAGCUUCACAACCACACAAGAGGAUGUUCCCUCACCAAGACAGGUUUCCAGUUCUAUUACCUGCCCACUGUUUACAUCCUAGUUUUCAUUACUGGCCUGGUGGGCAACAGCUUGGCCAUUUGGAUGUUUGUUUGCCAUAUGAGACCCUGGAGCAGCAUCUCUGUCUACAUGUUCAACCUGGCAUUGGCUGACUUCUGCUACGUCCUCUCUCUGCCGUUCCUCAUCUUCUACUACUUCAACAAAACAGACUGGAUAUUCGGGGACGUUCUGUGCCGACUGCAGCGCUUUAUAUUCCAUGUGAAUCUUUAUGGGAGUAUUCUGUUUCUUACCUGCAUCAGUGUUCACAGGUACACCGGAGUGGUGCACCCGCUCAAGUCUCUGGGUCGACUGAAGAAGAAAAAUGCAGUUAUUACCAGUGCACUGGUGUGGGUUUUGGUUGGAAUCAGCAUGUCCCCCAUCCUUUACUAUUCCCGGACUGGCUUAAAGCGUAACGCAACCACUUGUUACGACACCACCACAGAGGAUGAGUUGCCGGGGUAUUUCAUCUACAGUAUGACUUUGACGGUGUUUGGGUUCUGCAUCCCAUUUAUUGUCAUUUUUUGCUGCUAUGGCAUGAUUGUCAAAGCAUUAAUCUGCAAUGACAUGAACAAUGCGCCUCUGCGGCAGAAAUCCAUUCACCUAGUUAUCAUAGUGCUUGCAGUCUUUGCCGUCUCCUACCUGCCUUUCCAUGUGAUGAAGAACCUCAACAUGAGGGCCAGGCUGUACUUCCAAACCCCUGACAUGUGUGAGUUUAAUAACCGCGUCUAUGCCACCUAUCAGGUGACGCGGGGUCUGGCCAGCCUCAAUAGCUGUGUGGAUCCUAUUCUGUACUUCCUGGCUGGAGACACCUUCAGGAGGAAGCUGUCACGGGCCACUAAAAAGACUUCGAGGAAGGGAGAGAAUGUCCUUCAAUCAAAGAGUGAUGAAACAGCGCUUAACAGCCUUGCUGAGUAUGUGGAGAAUGGGUGCCGGAGGCUGUAACGAGGUACCUGUGUGUACCAGGUUGUGGAUCUCUUUUAGCUUUAGAAAACAUUUUGGACUUGGCAGAAAUAAAUGCACUGUGUGGCCUGAACACUGUAUGUAGAAUUCAUUGGACAACGGUUUAUAAAACUGUAGGAUAAAUAGUCAUUUUAACCCUGUGAUAAAUAUCGCUUGCUUGCAGCCUGUUGAUAUUGAUAAGCUAUUGUACUGUAUCGUCCUGUACAUGUAUUGUACUUUAAAUGGUAGAGCAAUCACUCUUCUUUCUUAUCAUUAGUGAUCAUUGCGAUGAACCAGGCUCGGGGAAAUAGGUUUUCCUACAGGCACUAAAGACCUGUUCAUUCAUUUGUUCAGUAAAAAUAGGACUUAGAAGCACCUUUUCUAUCCACAAGCUGAUGUUUAAUAAUCAAUAGCUAUUGACACAUAAGAGCUUGUGCUUAAGGAAGUGGACAUGGGAUGAUGUUUUUUUUCCUUUAGAGGAAAAACUAAAUGCACUGAACCUGAGAUUGCUGCAUGGAUGUGCCAUACAGACAUUGUAAUGCACUAUGAUUGGGACCUCUCCCUUUAGAGGGCUACCUAUCCCUCCUCCUUUCUUUCUGCAUCCAUUACUGAAGGGGUGUGAAAUGUGGUCAACUACUUUUUCAUUCUGACAGCUCUGAGGUUAAGGUCUCCAACAGUUCUGUUACCGCAAGCUUUCACUCCUUUUACCUACUAAAAUAAUGACAGUAUUUUGUGUAUAUGAUACUAAAAAUAAUAUCUUUGUUUCUCUUAGGUGGACUAUGCAGAAUAUCGUGAUGUUCCAGAUUAGUUUUGUGUUUUUAACUGUCGCUAUCUUUAGUGCAGAUCUUUAUGCAUGAGCCUACUAUCAAAAUCCAUUAUCAGUAUCAUCAGACUGAAUCACCAGAACAGGUUCUAAGUACUCAAAUGAAUAUUACAAAAUAAAAAAUAUGAGCUUUUAAAUGAUCUAAACACAUAAACACACACAUACUUUAUAACCUGCUUUGUGACUCGAUCCACAUAUUGAAGAUUUGUUUGUAUGAGAUACCUCAAAGUAAAUGGUGCACUGUGUCCGAGUUUUGGCAGAUGAUCACUUCUGUUGUGUAUCUGUUGUAAACAUUCUGGAGAAAUUAUCGUUAUAUAUUUUACCCUGGUCUGUGUAAAUGUUUGAUGUCUGUACUAAUUCCUUUGUAAAUCUGUAAUGUGGUCAUUUAUAAGUGUCAAGGAAGGAAGUAAAUCACUUGUACAGGAGAUACGGGGCCACAUAUAUCUGUGUUAGUACAUCUUUGUAUUUACAGUCGACAAUUUAUAAGCACUUGUAUACUUUCACCUUGUUUGUACCAGCUGCACGCAGCCUCGGUUAAAUGUUCGCAGAGGUGUGAGAGAACAAACGCCACUGGUUUCGGAGACAUUCGUGCAGAGCUCUGUUCUCGCUGCUCCCCCUUGUUCUCGUCACUGCUCUUGACUUUCUCUUUUAGCGCAGCUAGGAGGAAAUGAGGGGACGAGUCAGGAAUAAAGAGUGGCACCUUUUCCUCCUGGCUUAUCCUAAGACUUCCUUUGUGUCCGUCAUAAUGCCAUGGACCCAUUGAAGCAGACAGGGGUGUGAAGCUGUCGCCAGGACCCGGCGGCGGUGCACUGUUGCGGGCACAGGAAAGCAACCAACCCUCUUCCUCCACACAGCGCCCGUGAAUACAAACGGCUUUUGAUUUCCUGGCUUUGAGGUGCAAACUGCAUAUCUGGCCUUUGCAAAUGUGUGUGUAUGUAUUCGCUGUUUGUGUUUGUGUGUCUGUAUGAGACAGCCUGAAGGCAAUGAAGACCUUAUUCCAG